Messenger RNA from Amaranthus tricolor (Joseph's coat), 645 nucleotides. RefSeq lists its product as uncharacterized. The record is from RefSeq and is a predicted model, not a curated record. The transcript is spliced from 4 exons. Bases 1 to 645 code for a protein of 214 amino acids. NCBI's taxonomy places the organism in Eukaryota, Viridiplantae, Streptophyta, Magnoliopsida, Caryophyllales, Amaranthaceae.
AUGGUUGAGACCUUCAACAAUUAUAUUAUGCGAACUAGGUCGAAGCAUUUGAUUGACAUGCUCAAGGAAAUAAGAACUAUAUUAAUAAAGAGGUUGGUGACGAAGAGAGAAGAGGCAAACAAAUGGGCAGGGUUAUUAUGUCCUAAAAUUCAAAAGCUUUUAGAGAAAGAAAAGGGGUACUUGAAGGAAUUCAUUUUUGAUGAAUUUGAAGGAAUUUUACAAAAUUUGAAGUCAGUUAGGGGAUAUCAUGAUCCGAAACCGUGCUACCCCGAGUGCGUAUGGCUUGCUAUGCAAAACUGCUUGGCUACGAAAGAUCGGCUAAUCCGAUGGAUGACAGAUUGUCAUUCAGAUUGUGCCUUGUGUAAUGGGGGAUCUGAGUCUUUGAAUCACCUGAUGCUCAAGUGUCCAGAUGGCAGAGAGAUCUAUGAUGGUGCGUUUAGCUAUUUAGAAAAAGUUUGGGAAGUGGAUACCUUUGAGGAAGAAAUAAAAUUGAUAAACAAAAUUAAUCGUAAGAAUACAGAUAAAGCGAAGCUGAUUUCGGUUAGUCUGCUUUGCAGGGAUGCUUUGCUUGGAAAUUGGAAUCAUAACAAGCCAAGCUUUUUUUGUACUUCUCCUUUUUGGUUAGUUGUUAAGUCAACUAUAUAA